Molecule: messenger RNA, 642 nt
Organism: Camellia sinensis
Lineage: Eukaryota; Viridiplantae; Streptophyta; Magnoliopsida; Ericales; Theaceae
Molecular function (GO): RNA-DNA hybrid ribonuclease activity; nucleic acid binding
Source: RefSeq, a predicted model, not a curated record
AUGAUUGGAGAUUCAAACCUAGUUGUGUCUCAAACCAACAGGGAUUGGAAAGUGAAGGAAAAGAAAAUGAAAUUCUAUCAUCAGACCUUGGAUAUGCUGAUCUUAAGGUUCAAACAGCUAACAUUUACACAUUUGGUGAGGAAGAACAAUAGGUUCGCUGAUCCUCUGGCAACCUUAGCUUCGAUGGUAGACAUAGCAAUUGGGGUAGGGAUGCAUUCAAUUAUCAUAGAGCAAAGAUACACACCGGUAUACGAGAUGAUUACUGUGAUAGAAGAAGCCCAAGAUGAGGGUCAUUGGUAUUUUGAAAUUUGGAAUUUCCUGGAGAAAGAGACAUACCCUCAAGGGGCAAAUGCUAAGGACAAAAGAGGGAUAUGGAGUUUGGCCACUCAAUUCAUCAUCUGUGGAUACAAGUUAUAUAGGAGGGGUCAUCUGGGAACACAUAAGUUGUGUGUAGAGGAAGAUGAAGCAAAAUGCAUCAUCGAAGUUAUCCAUGAAGGAGAAUGUGAGCCUCACGUGAAUGGGGCAACCCCCUACUCUCUAGUUUAUGGGAUAAAGGCAGUGCUACAAAUUGAGAUAAAGGUACCUUUGCUAAGGAUUGUAGCUGAGUUUCAGAUAGCGGAGGCUGAUUGGCAGCAGAAUUGA